Messenger RNA from Kluyveromyces lactis, 861 nucleotides. RefSeq lists its product as uncharacterized. Gene Ontology annotation, molecular function: nucleotidase activity. Lineage: Eukaryota; Fungi; Ascomycota; Saccharomycetes; Saccharomycetales; Saccharomycetaceae. The coding region runs from base 1 to 861 and encodes 286 amino acids. The record is from RefSeq and is a predicted model, not a curated record. Gene Ontology annotation, biological process: nucleotide catabolic process; pyrimidine nucleobase metabolic process. The transcript has a single exon.
AUGCAAAGAAGGUUAGAUCGAGUUUUCAGAAUGACAUACUCUACAUUAUCGGAAUACACAUUACAAACAAAGGAUAAAUUGCGCAUCAACAGACAGCAUUUGGAGUCUUUAACUUAUCCCGGAUCAAAGGUUACAUUUGAUCCAGAUCAACCUAUUCCUAAACCGGAUCCAAAUCUCAAGGUGUUCUUCUUUGAUAUAGAUAACUGCCUUUAUAAAAAAUCGUUAAGGAUUCAUGACUUAAUGGAACAGUCCAUUCAUCAGUACUUUCAAAUGAAGUUCAACCUGGAUAAUGAAACUGCCAGGGAGCUAAGAGAAAAUUACUACAGAACCUACGGACUAGCAAUUAAAGGUCUCGUUGAUCAUCAUGAAAUCGAUGCCGUUGAAUAUAAUGAAUUAGUGGACGAUUCGUUGCCCCUUCAAGAUAUUUUGAAACCGGAUCCUGAACAAAGAAAGAUAUUGCAACGAAUCAGAGAAAGUGGAUGUUUUGACAAGAUGUGGCUUUUCACAAAUGCAUAUAAGAAUCAUGGACUACGUUGUGUACGGUUAUUAGGUAUUGCUGAUCUAUUUGAUGGGAUAACUUACUGUGAUUACUCGCAAAGUGACUUAGUCUGUAAGCCCGAUGUCAGAGCAUUCGAAAAGGCAAAACUUCAAUCUGGACUUGGAGAAUACUCUAAUGCAUAUUUUAUUGACGAUAGUGGAAGCAAUAUUAGAACUUCCAUCAAGCUUGGUUUGAGAAAGUCUAUCCACUUGGUAGAGGCUGGCUUCGAUGACUUUUUCAGUACCAGUCCCAGCGAAGCGACAAUCAUAAAAGCAAUCACUGAUUUGCCUAAGGCGUGCCCUGAAAUUUUUGCAAAGGAAUAA